AUGUGGCGCAAGCGCAAACUGUCCCCUCACCAAGACAACAACCACACCAACAUAUCACGCAAGACACGCUGGAAGGAGAACUAUACUAUCGUGUCGAGCGACGACUCGGACGACUCGGACCACGAGAGCAAUCCCCUGGACGACGACGAAUACUAUAUCAACUGUAUACUCGACGAGACGGAGUCUCAAUACCUGAUUGAUUGGGAAGGACCUUGGGAGCCCACUUGGGAACCAAAGGAGCACGCCAACGGACUUGCUGUUGAGACCUGGGAAAAGACGAAGACACAGAAGAGUUACGCUCAGAGUGAAGGCACACGUCCGAGUAAUACUCCACUGGCGCACUUGUCUUCCUCCCGCUCACAGACGCACAGCGCGGAGCAGCUGGUUACCGACCCUGUUGCCUCCGAACCCUCUCCGGAGCACACCAACAACGACUCGGGUUCGCCUUUGUUUGUCCCCGUCGACGGUACACCGGAGUUGCAGACUACUGAGGCGUACGGUUCGGCUCCAACAAGCCAGUUGAACACACACUGUUCGGCGCAGCCCGAAAACACGCCGCGACCUUCAUUCCGCGAACGCCAGUUGCAGGUCUUCCAAGAAGUGCCCGCAACACCCGUCCCCGCCGAACUCCGCCUGUCAAGCGAGUCUCCAGACGCUCGAUCCGUAGAACAUUUGCGAACGGUGACCCCUGCCGCCAACUGUCAGACGUGGGAAAGCGUUAGCGUGGUGAGUUCUGUCCCGCGCGAGGGACUCUAUCAAGGCAACACUGUCGGCUCUUCUGGAUCCCAGCGGCCGGUAGAUCGGGUAGCAAGCAACCACGCGAGCGCCGUGGAUGAAAUACCGGAGACGCCAUUUGGCCCAUUCAGUAAUUCCGAGAGUCAAACGACGCGUCCAGCUCCCACGUUUAAUAGCGCAAGCUCGCAGUACUCAAUAAUCUCUGCCAAGAACCCUCUAAGCGCAAGUACGCCGGUCUCGCAGCAGUUUUCAGCACUUCAUUAUUUGUCGCAAGGUAGCACUAGCGCUGGUCGCGUAGGUUCUAUACCGGAGUCAGUCACGGCGCGUGUUUCGCAAGCCACGAGAGUCUUGUCUGCCAGUAAGCCAAGCUGCGAAUUCGCCUCCGUGACGAACACACGGGGAUCAUCUGUGAAGAUGGAUGGUCAGGACAAAAAAGGUAUGUCUCUAGCGGAGACGAUGGAAAAAUACAGCCAAUUCGAAGGAAGCACUCCGAGGGAGAAGCUCCGGAAUGCAUAUGCCCAGCUGCGAGCGCAGAGUGCGGCACCCCCGGAGCCAAGCGCCACGCCAUCUUCGGUGGGUGAGGCUGGCGACAUCGAACCAUCGCCCGUCGCUUUGCCCGAAACCGCCGCCCCACUCAGCGUGAGGAUCGACAAACCCUCGGCCUUUCAUCCUGAACAUCAUUCUCCCGCGGGACCCCCGCCUGUCAUCCCCUCGCCACCCCUGGAAUCUGCACACAUGGAUCCCACUCAGCUCCACGAUAUACACCACGCUGUACACCCCGAUACUAUUCAGCCGCAUGCAUUGUCAGUCGACCAUACCGAGGAGUCGAUUCCAGGAUCUGUUCUGCUUGGUCCAUCGGAGUUUGCCAUCUCGCUCCCCAUGGACUCGAGGGUCAAGGAUGAUUACGAGCGAGUCCUUACCAGCGAGAGUGAUUCAAUCCAGGAAUUCAUCAAUGGCACUAGCACACAAGCAGACCAGCGCGUGCGUCUACUGCCCAAAAUAAAAGAGGUGUUAGAGCGUCUGAGCAAUGUCGCCACCCAUCCAGACUUGAACGUCACCAAACAUCUCAACGACUCGCAGGCGGACCUGCGGCAAGAGGCUUCAUGGGCGGAAUACUCAAGUGCCAAGUUCCUGCUUCUCUCCUACCUCGUGGGGUCUACAAGUGAUCGCGACCUACACUUGGUCAUCAUGGUAAAUGGCGAAAAGACCCAGAACGUGGUCGAGCGGUUCCUGCUGGGCAAAGGCCUCGCUUAUACCCGCCCGCGCGAGGAGAUGGGUCCUGGCACGAAUGUGGAAGUGUCUCUGGCCAAGGGCCCGCUGAGCUUUGGGGUUCAGUCAACUCGCAAUGACGGCAUUGUGGAGACCUACAAAGCCCCUUCUACAAUCAUCGCCCUAGACUCCUCAUUCAACACCAAGAUCCCCUCGGUGGAACACAUGCGGACCACAUUCGCUCGCCACGGGCAUCUGCUUCCCGUCGUUCGCCUGGUCGUGUCCAAUUCCAGCGAGCACAUCGAGCUUUGCUUCUCCAAUUUGCCCGAGCUCCAGCGUGUGCGUCUGUUGUUGCAAUACACCAUGCGUCUGAAGAACUCGGUGGGCGACCUCCAGGACGAUGCGCUUGGGGUAUCUGAAGACGCCGAAGAGCUUGUCUCGUAUCUGUCGUCCGACAACUUCAACGCGCACUGGUCGCUACCGGACAUUGAGCCUCUGCACAUUGUGGAUCUGGAAGCACUACAACCCGUGCCUGAGGAGCCACCAAGCCGACCGGAUGUUGAGUUUUCACCCAUGGCCACACCUCUCCUGCAGAAACGCGCAUUCGUAAGUUCCCGCUCACCCGAACGCAAGUUCCCUGAACCUAAAACAGAGAUCACACAGACGGAAGAAUCCAGCGAGCAAACCGCCAAGCGGCCCAGGAUAGAGGAACCGCAAGAUGCCAGCCAACUUACCGAGUCGACCAGAUUCCCCAGCCAGACCCUCGACGGCGAGCUCAGAUCACUGGAGAGCAACCUCGUUCAGCUCCGCAGUUCGCAUGCGAACGAAAUCCAAAGACUCCAGAAGACGCUCGCUGAGACCCAGGCCCGCCUGCAAGAACGCGACCAUGUCCUGGAGCAACUGCAGCACCGCUACGAGACGCGCACCAGGGACUUCCACAAGCUGCGCCGCGAACGGGACAAGCUCGUCGAAGCCAAGACGCUGGCCGAGCAGCGCAGUGAGAAGAGCAAAGAGGAGCUGACCAAGAUCAAAGACGAGCGCACGCAGCUGCGCCACGAGCUCGAGCAGGCGCGCGCGGCCCUGAAAAGCGACGCCGGCAGCAUGGCCGCGGAGCUGGAGACCGCGCGCGAGGAGAUCCGCCGCCUGACCAAGGAGAACAGCGGGCUGGAGCGCAAGGCGGACUACGAGGCCAAGCAGACCGAGUACACGCGCGAGCAGUACCAGACCGCGUCGAACGUCGCGGCGCAGUCCAGCAACGAGAACCGCCAGCUGCGCGACGAGAACGAGUCCCUCAAGCGCAAGGUGGCCGGCGACGCCAGCCGGCUCCGCGAGCUCAACCUCCAGCACGACGAGGCCCGCCACCUGGCCCGCACCCUGGAGCUGGAGGCCGCGCUCGCCUCGCGCGAGGACCUCCUGCGCCGGAAGGAGGAGGAGCUGCGCGAGAUCCGCAAGAACCGGCCCUCGACGCGCUCGACGAGCACCCAGCCGCGCAGUCCCAAAUGGACGGCCAGCCGCCCCACCAGCCCGGGCAUCAACAACCAUGGCGGCAACGGUUCGUCUCUGAGCACGGGGCGGGGCAGCGCGCUACGCUUCAGCUCGGAGAUGACUUUCUAG
Messenger RNA from Aspergillus aculeatus ATCC 16872, 3558 nucleotides. RefSeq lists its product as uncharacterized. The coding region runs from base 1 to 3558 and encodes 1185 amino acids. The record is from RefSeq and is a predicted model, not a curated record. Lineage: Eukaryota; Fungi; Ascomycota; Eurotiomycetes; Eurotiales; Aspergillaceae. The transcript is spliced from 5 exons. Gene Ontology annotation, cellular component: HDA1 complex; cytoskeleton.